Drosophila mauritiana is the source of this 1086-nucleotide messenger RNA. RefSeq names its product mitochondrial import inner membrane translocase subunit TIM50-A (gene ttm3). Gene Ontology annotation, molecular function: phosphoprotein phosphatase activity. The record is from RefSeq and is a predicted model, not a curated record. NCBI's taxonomy places the organism in Eukaryota, Metazoa, Arthropoda, Insecta, Diptera, Drosophilidae. The coding region runs from base 36 to 1067 and encodes 343 amino acids. The transcript has a single exon.
UGUUUUAAGUCAAUAAAAAAUAACGUCGAACUCAAAUGUAUAAAAUUGUAUGGUUUGGAACUUUAAAUAAGUCGAUUGGCUACAUCGGGAAAAAGAAGACCCGUCUUCUGAGUCCAUGCGAGAAAAUAUGCCUUAAUACAGCUAGAAAAACAGUACAGAGAUGCGACAAAAACUAUUCACCACCAAAGUUAAGUAGAAUCAAGAAUUUCUAUACCUACAGUAUUGUACUGGGGAGUCUCUUCAGUAUAGUCAUGUGGGCCAUCUAUAAGCUGGGCAAGCCCGAGGAAGACCAUCGGGGUCCCAUAGAAGAUGAGUUCAGUCAGCUUCCCUGGUUCCGCCAGUACAUAAUGAGGAUGUGGCACACACUUCAGUAUUAUGAAAAAAUGAUGGAAGAACCCCAGAUGGCAAAGCUGCUGCCAAACGUUGUCCCCCCGCCGUAUAUACAGCCUCCCUAUUCACUAGUCCUGGAAAUCAAAGACGUACUGGUGCAUCCAGAUUGGACUUAUCAGACGGGGUGGCGGUUUAAAAAGCGACCUGGUGUGGAUUACUUUCUUCAGCAGUGCAGUCGAAAUUUUGAAAUUGUUAUAUAUACUUCAGAACAGGGUAUGACCGCAUUUCCCCUUCUGGAUGCUUUAGAUCCCUAUGGCUACAUAAGUUAUCGGCUAGUAAGAGGUGCCACGGACUUGGUGGAGGGUCAGCAUACCAAGAACCUCGAUUAUCUUAACAGGGAUCUGAGCCGUGUGAUAGUGGUGGACUGUGAUCCGUAUACCACUCCCAUGCAUCCCGAUAAUAGCUUGGUGCUCACAAAGUGGCUGGGUAACGAUGAUGAUGUCCAGCUCUUUGAUCUCACGGCUUUCCUGCAGUUGGUUGCCGAACACCAAGUAAAUGAUGUAAGGGAGGUGCUGCGAUACUAUCGCCAGUUCGAGGACCCCAUUGAGCAGUUUAAGGACAACCAACGUCGACUGCAGGAGCAGAAUCAGGAGAGCAUUCAGAAUUUACCAACUAGUGAACGUCAGUGGAACUUGACUUUAUUGGGACGCUCCCUUCGAGGGUCUUCAAUCAAAUAAAUUUUCGUUUAUGCAUUUA